CGUCUAAAAUAAUUGGUCGACAUAUUGCUCGCGUUUUUUUAAAAUGUCAUCGGGUAUCUGUAUAAAACAGCAGUAAUCCGCAUCAUGGCAGUCACUAGUAAGAUCUUUCUUAAACAACAUGUACAUGUUUAGAUAGAACUGUGCGAUUUGUACGUGCUUCAAAAUGCCUUUUACAACCGAAUUCCUACACACGACGGCCAAGAACAAUCGACAAAACACAUACACGUUCGAGACUCUGCAAGAAUCGGCGCAAUAUUUGCUGGAUCGCGUGAAGCUGAGACCAAAGAUUGCGAUAAUAUGCGGUUCCGGAAUGGGAACAAAUGAGCAAAACGAGUUGUGUCCAGGUUCGCUGACGGAGUCAAUCCAGAAUAAGCAGUGCUUCCCAUACGAAGACAUCCCACAUUUCCCUGUCUCCACUGUCAAGGGUCACCAGGGCCAAAUGGUUUUCGGUUAUCUGCAGGGUGUGCCGAUCAUGUGCAUGCAGGGGAGAUUUCAUUAUUACGAGGGCUAUCCACUUUGGAAGUGCUCUAUGCCGGUAAGAGUUAUGAAGCUCAUAGGCGUGACCCAUCUGAUCGCGACGAACGCGGCGGGAGGUCUAAAUCCCACAUACAAGGUUGGCGACAUUAUGAUGGUGAAGGAUCACGUGAACAUGAUGGGUUUUGCGGGGAAUAACCCUCUUCAAGGGCCAAACGACGACAGGUUUGGACCGAGGUUCCCACCGAUGAGCAAAGCGUACGACAAAGACAUAUUGCAAAUCGGUCAACAAGUAGCGGAGGAGAUGGGCAUAAGUAAUCUCGUGCACAAAGGGGUGUACACGUGUCUCGGAGGACCAAAUUUCGAGACCGUGGCGGAACUGAGGAUGCUGAAGAUGAUCGGAGUCGAUGCAGUAGGAAUGUCUACGGUUCACGAGGUCAUCAUUGCCAGGCAUUGCGAUUUAAGUGUUUUCGCUUUCAGUUUGAUCACGAAUCAGUGCGUGACAACUUACGAGGAUAACGAAGAAGCGAAUCACGAAGAAGUGAUAGACGUGGCGAAAAUGAUGCAACCGUUGCUUCAAGAUUUCAUGUCACGCAUUGUGAUAUCUCUGUCGAACAUGAUAUAGCUAGGUACGAAAUGGUGAUUUCUCCAGGUCAUUUCUAUCGUGCUCGUUAUUCGACCAAGAGUGACGACGAAAACGGCAUGCAGGGUUUACUCUCAGGGUUACACUCGCAGGAAUUUGCGAGGGUAAAGUCUGUCGAGUAGUUAGAAAUUAAUACGAAUCGUUACACAAGUACCGCGACAUGGUACGCGUUUAAUGCAAUGCUGAUUUAAUCCAACUUUGAUGCAUUUCCUCUGCGAAUCCGCGACUUUUAUACCCAUUAAACUACCGCUUGCGGCAGGGAAGAUCUUCCAGGUGAAAAGAGGGUUUAAAGGCUUGUAUCAAGCUGGCUGAUGUCAGCAGUUUGCGACGAUUUGAUAUACGAGCGUUAUAUCGGAGCCUUAGACAUAGGACAAACGAUCGACUAGCUCGGAAUACCGGUUUCUUCAUAGUCGGCAUCGUGUUUCGUCCUAACAUUGCGAAUUCUGUAAUAAGCGACGGAUAACCAGGAUCGAACUAAACGUAAUUAAAAAUGUAAUUAGAAAGUAUUUGUCAGAAAGUAUUUAACCGUGCGAUUUAUGUACGUGGAAGCAGCUUAUCAAAGCACCCAUUCAAAAGCUUGCAUUCAACUGCGUCCUCUGUAAUUAUACUUACGUCCCAGAAGCUGAAGAAUAAAACGUAUUAUCGAAUUACACGUAUUAUCGCAUAUAUAUGAACGUGUAUUCAGAAUCCGCUUGUAUUCGAGAACCGUAGAUCGUCACGAUGGCCGCGCGUUUCUGAUCUCAAUUGAUUCGUUACACGUCUUGAGAGACCUCCUUUCGCUUUAAAAAGAGGGAACGGUUUAAGGGUUGGGGAGGUUGGUGGAUGCCUCCUCCUCCUCUCCGCCCCGGCACCCUCGUCGAUUUUCCUCCCUCGCUUCGUUACCUUCAUCUCGUUUCCGCGCUCUUCCAUCGCUAAUGCAUCGGUGUUCGGCUUCGAUAAAUCUCGAGCGGCGAGGACCAUACUGCCGCGGCCCUUUUCCUCUCUCUCUUCGU
This is a messenger RNA of Eufriesea mexicana, 2109 nucleotides long. RefSeq names its product purine nucleoside phosphorylase. The coding region runs from base 164 to 1099 and encodes 311 amino acids. The record is from RefSeq and is a predicted model, not a curated record. Gene Ontology annotation, biological process: nucleoside metabolic process. The transcript has 6 exons. Lineage: Eukaryota; Metazoa; Arthropoda; Insecta; Hymenoptera; Apidae. Gene Ontology annotation, molecular function: purine-nucleoside phosphorylase activity. Gene Ontology annotation, cellular component: cytoplasm.